Molecule: messenger RNA, 815 nt
Organism: Drosophila virilis
Lineage: Eukaryota; Metazoa; Arthropoda; Insecta; Diptera; Drosophilidae
Source: RefSeq, a predicted model, not a curated record
UCGUCAAUAUUUAAGUUAGCAAAGAAUGUCGAACCCAUUCUAGCGAUUCAUGAGGCCUGGUUUCCACACUUAUGAAACCAGAUUUUGAAGAUUUGAAAUUCACUUGUUACAAUUAUUUGGAUGCAUGGUAAUUUAUACUUGAAUUUCGGUUCGGCUGCCAGCUGCUCGGAUUUUAACACCUCGCAUUUACCCGAAUGUUUUUGUUGUCGGCAAUCCACUUGGAGACUUGCAAGAUGAGUUCCAUAUAUGAAGCGUGUUCCUUUUUUUUUUUUUUUGUUGUUUUGCUCAGCUUAGUUGUAGCAGGCGUUCAAUUUAUUAGUUAAAGCAUAUUUAAGUUGCAUGAGAAAUUCAACAAUUAGUUUUAUAAAAUAACACAAUGGCUGCUCCACACCAUCCACGUUCGCCUUUUACUCCCUGCUGCACAUCGAUUGCUACACAAACGGAUAGCUUGCCGGAUCUGUUCGAAUUGUUAUAUUGCGACGAUAAAAUGGUCUGGGAGACAUCGUACAAUGGAGCUGCUGAAUAUACACCUACCCCAAAGAGGUGUAGCAGGUGUCUUCUUUUUGUCAAAGAAGCAGAUAAGUUGGCCAAAGCUCCAAGCACCACCAGCGAAUUUAAUCCAUUGAAUCCCAUGAAAACAGCAUCACGACUCGCCAACAAAUCUCAAAUUAUACAGUACUAUCAAGUAAUUAUAAUUGUGGCUAUAGUCACUCUUGUUGUUAAUUGGAUUGCAGACGCAUUGUAAAUACUCCACCCACAAUUGUUGUUUCAUACGUUUAUUACACAUAAUUCACGUUUUCACUCUAUCAACUAAA